Messenger RNA from Toxorhynchites rutilus septentrionalis, 1999 nucleotides. Its product is annotated as gastrula zinc finger protein XlCGF26.1-like. The transcript is spliced from 4 exons. Gene Ontology annotation, cellular component: nucleus. Gene Ontology annotation, molecular function: zinc ion binding; RNA polymerase II transcription regulatory region sequence-specific DNA binding; DNA-binding transcription factor activity, RNA polymerase II-specific. The coding region runs from base 246 to 1688 and encodes 480 amino acids. Gene Ontology annotation, biological process: regulation of transcription by RNA polymerase II. The record is from RefSeq and is a predicted model, not a curated record. Lineage: Eukaryota; Metazoa; Arthropoda; Insecta; Diptera; Culicidae.
GAACUCUAUUUGACGGUUAUCGCAUUAUAAACAAACCAGAGACAAACAACCAAACAUUAGCAAUUAUGUUUCUAAAGGAAAUAUCUUAGAUUAUUUACACUUCUUAAUUCAAUAGAUGGCAUAGCUGCUUAUUUAUUUGCAACGAAUAAACACAAAGAUGUUCAAAUACAGUUCGACCUGUAUUCGUUCGGUCACUCGCAACCGCUUUUUUUGAAAUCCCUAAACAGCUCUAAUUAGCUAAAGUGAUGGAUUGUGUGAAAGUAUGUAACUUCUGUUUCCAAGAGGAUCUGCCGGGUGUGAAAUCCGUGGAAAGUUUUUCGACGGAGUUCAAUACGUAUCGAAUCCUAGAUAUUGUGACGAAACAUUUCUGGUUUACGAAAAAUGAGCUCGCAGGCUUUGCAAUCUGCCCUGUGUGUUGGGACAAACUAUCCGAUUUUCACUCGUUCUAUUGUCAAGUUGAACAGCAAUGGAUACAAGACAGGUCGGAGCAUAAGCUGUUUAUUGUAGAGAAACUGAACACCGAAUUAAAUUCUGAUGAUGAACAUGAAUCGAAAAAUAUGAUUAUCAAAACAGAGAAGGUUGACAAUGAGGAGAUAGAUGAAAAUGUUUGUGAUAUCGAUCAGGAAGACAUAUUAAAUAUUGCCCCGAGGCUGGAGGAAGAACGACAUUCUGAGGAACAAGCAAACAGAAAUCACGAAGUAAGAAAACAGACUGAGGAAUUUGAAAACCAGAAUCAGAAGAUUAAGCGCUAUAUAGAUGUGACGAAUCAAGAUAUUUUGCAGUUUUGUCAGAUUGAUUGUAAGGACUGCUCGGAAAGUUUCGUAACCUUCAAACAGCUCAAUCAACACUACAGUACUGUCCAUAACCAACGUGGCUAUGUGACGUGCUGCAAAUCACGGUUUUACGAGAUAAGUCGACUACGUGAUCACAUACGCGUUCACAUGAAUCCCGCCACUUUUCAUUGUUCGGAGUGUAAAACAAAUUUCAGCUCAAAGCGUUGUUUGUUCAACCAUCGGUUGUUACAUCAACCAGACGAACAGAAAACUUUCUCAUGUGAGUUGUGUCCAAAAAAGUUCACUCAACGAUAUAAGCUCAAUACACACAUGUUAGGGCAUAAGAACGUAAAAGAUUUUCCUUGUCAGAAUUGCGAUAAGAAGUUCACUACCAGAGAUGCAUUGGCAAGCCACUUUAAAAAUAUUCACGAUCGUGCGAAUGAAGUCAUGUGUGAUGUCUGUUCAAAGAUAUUGAAAACGAGGAGUUCUUUCCUGAUACAUCGGGCGGAGCAUUUCAACACAAAGCGGAUCCAAUGCUCGACCUGUGGCAAAUGGAUGAAGAAUGAGCAAUCGUUGAGAAUGCAUAUGAUCCGACAUCGGGAGGAAUCCAAGGUUUUUGUGUGUGAUACGUGUGGGAAGCAGUCACCAAACUCGCACGCACUGAGGAAACAUAUCCAGGAUCAACACACAAUGGAGCGAAUUCAUCAGUGUACCCUGUGUGAAAAGUCGUUCAAAAGGGCGUUGGUUUUGAAGGAACAUAUGGCCACACAUACCGGUCAACGGCUCUAUUCAUGUACUCACUGUGGAAAGGAGUUCAAAGGAUCCGCUAAUUUGUAUACACAUCGUAAAAAGGCGCACCCUGUAGAAUGGCAGGAAUAUCAGAAGACCAAGCCAACGUUCAUGAGUAGUGUUUGAUGUUUAAUCUUUCCAUAAUGUUGGAAAUAAGGGUUCUCCGUAGCCAAAAGAUUGCGCAUCUAUUUAUUGAACGGAUGUCAUUUGAUCAAUCUGAAUCUCCUCCAGUGACAAACUUUGGAUCAUGGUCAAAACAAAUAUGACCACGUAAUAAGCUCCAGUGAUUGAAUUCGAUGCAUAUCCUUAUUGUUAUCCCAAACGGUAUAUUGCUUUAUAACAUGAAAUUAUGCUAUAAAACAUAAAUACAGUUAUACAAACUCAAACUCGUAUGUUAUCAUGUAGAUAUUCUAUUCUUUGUUUUAAAGAGGCUUCAA